This is a messenger RNA of Zasmidium cellare ATCC 36951, 681 nucleotides long. RefSeq lists its product as uncharacterized. The transcript has a single exon. Bases 1 to 681 code for a protein of 226 amino acids. Lineage: Eukaryota; Fungi; Ascomycota; Dothideomycetes; Mycosphaerellales; Mycosphaerellaceae. The record is from RefSeq and is a predicted model, not a curated record.
AUGUCUCAGAAUCAGUCAUCUCCCACUCCUGCAAGCUCCGUCUCCGAGACCGACCCGCGCGCAGUCUUUCCACUUCUGGAGGAUCUCGCGAAAGAGUCGGUGUCAGCACUCGCGGAAGACUCCCAUGGCCCGGUGAUCGACGGCCUCAAGGAGGAAGCCAAACUGUUCGUCCCUCGCGUCGAGAAAGAGGGUUUGGUACCAUUCCUCGUGGCAGCCUUGCAAGAGUACAACGACAAACGCAUCAAAUACGAAAGUCGCAUCGAAGAGCUCAACGACAUCGAAACCGCCAAAGGCGCCGAAGCGGCCAAACGUACCAAGGAGGUUAAGCGCAAGGAAGAGGUCAAGCGCAUCGAUGAGGUCACACGCAACAAUAUGGUCAAACAAAUCGAUGGUGUCAAACAAGUUGCAGAGGCCAAAGUCACCGAAGAGCUCGAACGCAUCGACGACGACAGACGUCAGAAUGCAGAACAACUGUUCUGGAAGGUCUUCACCAAGUUUGCCGAGGAACAUGACUUGGCGCUCAUCGUCCAUUUUUCGAAGUUCAUGCCGGCGGGGUGGAAGACGAACUUUUCGUCACUCACUGACUUCAAGGCUCAAGGCAAACUAAAUUUGAAGAUGGUUUCGAAUGACGGAUCCAUAAUGUUUAUUGGGGAGUUCGGCCCAGCACUGGCUGAUAGCUAA